Molecule: messenger RNA, 2080 nt
Organism: Gymnodraco acuticeps
Lineage: Eukaryota; Metazoa; Chordata; Actinopteri; Perciformes; Bathydraconidae
Product: inaD-like protein
Molecular function (GO): protein binding
Source: RefSeq, a predicted model, not a curated record
GGUGGUGAAGUUGGAUCCUGUCAUUGAAGAUGAUGCAGAGCUACAGAAAUCUUCUAAGCUGUUGCCCGUCCACACUCUGCGUCUUGGUGUGGAGCUGGACUCCUUCGAUGGUCACCACUACAUCUCCUCAGUAGUCCCUGGAGGCCCUGUGGAGAAACAUGGAGUGUUGAGACCAGAGGACGAGCUUCUGGAGGUGAAUGAUGUUCAGCUGUACGGUAAGUCUCGUCGUGAAGUGGUGGCAUUCCUCAAAGAAGUGCCGCCCCCUUUUACUCUGGUCUGCUGCCGACACCCAACCUCCGAACUGGGACCAGAAUCUGAAUCUGAAUCUGAACCAGGAUCUGAUCCCGUACUACAACCUGGACCAAUGAGACAGUCAAAACCCAGUGUGGAGGAGAUUGAGCUGAAGCUGUCGUCCAUGCUCUGCACUCAGACGGAGAAGAGACAAAGCGCCACUGUGCAGGAGCAAGCACUUAAACAGGAAUCCCCUGGAGAAGAGGAGCUGAUGGAGACUCAACACAGCCAGGAGGAGGAGGAGGAGGAGGAGGAGGAGGAGGAGCAAGAUGAAGAUGAAGAUGAAGAUGAAGAUGAAGAUGAAGAUGAAGGGGAGCUGGCCCAGUGGUCUCCAGACGUGCAGGUGUUGGAGCUGCAGAAGGAGAGAGGCAAAGGCCUCGGCUUCAGCAUCCUUGAUUACCAGGUAAUAACAGAACCUAUAUCCUCCUCCACCUGCUGCUGCGUCUUUAUCCUGUCUGUCUGUCUCUUCUCACAUUCAUACGGUAUACAAAGUCUCCUCUCCUCUGAGGAGCCUCUGCUGCGGAGGGGGUGCAAGAUCGGUAAAUGAAAUCCAACAUUCAAUGAUCUUGGGAGGCCGUUGUUUAUAUUUCUGACUUUGUUAUACUGCUGCUACUGCCAGGAAACUUCCAGACACUACGCUCGCUCAACCAUUUUUUAUAUCGGUGCAUCCCUAGUAUUGAUUAUCAGUUUCAAAAGAACAUUUUAAAAGUAAAGUGCCAAUUAUGUGCUAAGUCCUUCUCAAUGUGUGAUGUUGUUUGACACUGUCAUUUGCAGAGACAGGUCAUUAUAUCAUAGAUAUUGUGUGAUCUGUUUUGUUGUUGCAUAGAUAGAAGUAGUUCCCAGUGAGGCGUUUGUCCAACUGUGGACCCGAGGAAAAAAUAAGUCUUUUGGAUUAUUUCUGUGGGGACUAUAAAUGUCUGUAAAAAAAACAUGAGAAGCCAUCAUAUUCUUGUUGAAAUAUACACUCUGAACAGAAUUGUUUGACCAGACUGGUAGGUCUGUUUCUGAAAUGUAUAAAAACUAUUUUGGAUGACACACAACCACCCUCACACAGAGUUAAUGACCUCCCUAUGGUUGUUUGGUGGUGGAUGGACACGGUGAAGCGGGUGUGACUCGGUUCUCACACUGCACAGAGAGAACAGUGAGGAGUGUCACCGUGACAUAGGCUGACUCCGGAUAAACCACAUCUGUUUGCACGACCAGGCUGCAGCUUCUAAGGUUCAUAAUGUAACAUAACACAAGUCAAACAAAACAUUUUUUGUCAACAUUAAUACCUGUGGGAUGAUGUAACUCAAAAUAGUAGAUAGUUUAGUUUUAAUGGUACAUAUGUUUCCAUUUCUUCAAAGCAUCUUUUUCAGCGGUUGUUGUAAAUCCAUGCAAAUAUCUAUGCACAUUUUUGCCUAUAUAAAAACAGACUACAUUUGUGUGUUCAGGUGCUAACAGGAAGCUUUGACACCCAAGAUUUGAUAACCAGCUCGUGAAAAAUGCUUAACAUUCAUGUAUCAUUCCAUUGGUCUAAGAAUUGUUCUCUUUUCCUGUUUUGGUGACUGGUAAACAAGUUGAUGUGAAUAACAUGUCUGCACAUUUGCUAUCUGUGACAAGACACGUUCCUGUGUUACAAAGGGAUAAACGUUCUCUUAUCUUUGUAGCAACUAAAACAAUUUAUGUUUUGCUUCGUUGCUAGCUGGGGAGUAGUUUUGGGAAACCCUGGUCUGUAGAGUUUUUCCUCCCCUGCCUUGCACUUUAUCUUUAGGCACAGCUUCACCUCCAGACCUCUGCUCCCCCCCCA